CAGGCUGUUUAAGCCGAGUGAGGCAGGUUAAUGGCCCCAGCUGAUGAUGGAGUGUUUUCAUUACAGCAUCUCCCUCUCCCUGCUGCAAUUGCUCCCAAGAAGACACAUUAAACCUCCCCAUGCCGUGGGGUCAGAUCAGCCCCUCGCUCACGCUGUCAGGGACUGUCCCCACAGGCAGCACCGCUCACCUGUCAGUGCCCUGCCAGGGCUAAACAAACUCCUCCAGGCUUCUCUUCCAUUUUCCUCCUUCUCCUUUCCCUCCCCCUCCUACAGACAUUGCACAGAAACUCCCUGUCCCAGAGCUGGGGAAUACCAGAAAUCCCACCCCGAGCUCAGCCAGCUCAGAUCUGCUCAGCUCCAGUGCCGGUCUUUGUGUGACGAGCCCAGCUCAUUCCCACAGGGCUGAGCCAGCCCAGCACCCCCAAACCCCCUCCAGCUGAAGCCCUGAUGCCUUUAUAGCCCAGCCCUGCCCACAGCGCAGCUGCAGCUCAUCUCCGCAAAGGCGAAGGGCUGGGAUGUGACCUGGUCCCCACGGCAUGGUGGCUCCCAGCCACCCAAUCCGUCUCCCUGGUCCCAUUUCCCAGGAUGGGUUUCCAGCUCAGACUCUCUGGGUUGCUCCCAGAAGGUGCAACCUUGCUCUCGGCUUUAUGAAAUUUCAUCCCGUGGCUCUGGCGCUCGGCCCCAAGGUCACCCACCCUUUCUCCCAGCUUUGUGGCAACUGCCAGCAUCCCUCUUACACAAGGGCCCUAUUGGGAAUAUGGAGCUUGGGGAGCCCCAGGACAGCCCCUCGAGGGACAACCCGCUGUCACAUCAUCGGUCAUCAUCUUGGCUGAACCUGCCCUGGCAGGGAUCCCCAGUGCACACCCUGCCCAUUACACCAGCGUCACUUGCUCGGGAAGAGUAGAUAAAUUUGCACUGGUAUCAGAUCAGAUUUGUACAGGUUACCUGGUUGCAUUUGUUUGCCCGUUUUGGUGGUGCCCGUGUCCGCGAGCAAGGAUGUGCUCGGGGACCAGUGGCCCUUCAGUGCAUGAGGAGAAGGAGGCACAGCAGCCGAGCUGGCGUGCUGGGGCAUGCUCAUCGCACCCGGGCAUCAGUCAAAAGCUCCUGUCCAGCUCUUGCGCAUCAAAGUGCUGCGUAUUUAGAUGCUCCCCUUCCCCUUGGGCCAGCAAUGGCGGCUGUGGUGCUGGGAUGGGGCUGGAGAUUGCUUUGUGGUCGCAUCGGAUGCUUUUAUGAAGUGCUGAGUGCAGGAAAAAAAACAAACCGCAGGAAGGGGCUGUGCUGCUGCAGGGCUGCAGGGAGGAGACGCCUUUGCUCCCGGCAGCCAGCCUGGCUGCUGGCUCCAUCCCACCAUCCUGCAUCAGGGCUGCAUCCCCGGGACCCCCAGCCCCAGCUGGCUCAGCGGCACAAAGCCUGGACGCCGGGGGAAGCGGUAGCUCCCUGUGCCCCACAGGGAUCCGAAGCACGAGGUGACACACCACGCACUGGCUGGGCUCUGCAGAAGGAGUCAUCACCUGAAGUAUGGCAGCACCCAAAUCCUGCCAAAUCCAGCCAUGGCUUGGAGGAGGAUGGAUCCCGCACUGCUCAGGACAUCACCUUCGCUGGAUGCUCCCGUGCACGUGCCACUGCCCCACGGCACAGGACGGGUGCUGCCUGGGCAGGAUGAGCACCGUGGGAGCUUGGGGACACCACAGCAUCCUUCCGCCCUCGCUGGCACCGUCGGGUUGGGCGCUGCAGUAGGACAGCGUCACGGGCAUUUUGGGAAAACCUCUGGCUCCAGCUGCCCUGAUGAAGAGCCCAGAGAGCCCGGCAUAUGGUGGCUCUGGAAACAGCCUGGCAACCGGCGGGGAGGCCCUGGCCGGAGCAGCUGGUCGGGCUGCCAGGACCGUGCUGCCCCGCAGCGAGGAUGGAGGAUGCGGUGCGGGUACGCAGCACGCCGGGUGUCUGUGCGCACACCCGUGCGCACCCGCGUCGGCCGGACCUGGCAGCCCCUCGGGACCCCCGGGCAGCACCGGGAGCUCCCAGUGCGUCAGUGCUUCUGGAGCUGGCGAUGUCUGCUCCGUCCUACCAGCCGCAGCCAGCUGGUCCCGGGGGACCUGGGGAGCCCGCAGAACCGCCCCUCGCUCCUCCUCUCCUCCUCCCUGCUCCUGAUAUACCCUCCUCUCUCCUGUCCCCUCUGAGCAUCCCUCUGCUCCUCUCCCUCACUCCCGCUCGCCUCUCGCUCCUUUUCCCUCCUCCAUUUCUCUUCUCUGAACUUGCCCCUUCCUCCUUCCCUGCUCUCCCCCAGCCCCUCUCACCCACACCCCGAGGAACCGACCCACCAUUGAAGACCCCCAGGCUCUGGCAGGGCAGGGGCCAGGACCCCCACGCCGGAGCUGGGACCCGCACGCUGCAGCUGGGACCCCCACGCUGGACAAUGCCUCUCCAGAUAUUCUGCACCAUCUCCUUCUCCAGCGAGGAAGCACCAAGAGAUGCUGCAGCCGCCGGGAAAGGAGAGGAUGGAGCAGACGAGUUCCUGUAUGGGCAGGAGGAGGAUGAAGAGGAGGAGGAGGACGCAGGGGCAGCCACGGACUUUGUGGCCUUUGCCAGCAGCUGCACGCUGCACGGGCUGAGCCACAUCUUCGUGGAGGGCAGCCUGGGCGCUCGGCAGGCGCUCUGGGCGCUGGCCUUCCUCCUCUCCCUCUCCGUCUUCCUCUACCAGGUGGCCGACCGCAUCGUCUAUUACCUGGAGUACCACCACGUCACGCUGCUCAGCGAGGAGGACAGCCCCGAGAUGACCUUUCCUGCCGUCACCUUCUGCAACAUCAACCGUGUGCGGGUCUCGCAGCUCAGCCACGAGGACCUGCUCUACCUGGCCCCCCUGGUCGACUACGAGCCCGGGAUGGAGCUGGGCUUCGCCCCGGCCCAGCCCAGCCCCGGGGAUGAGGACGAGCCCCUAAAUUUGUACGGUUUUUUUAACCGUACUUGUCACCAGCUGGAGGACAUGCUGCUGAGCUGCAGCUACCGGGGCGAGCAGUGUGGCCCCGGCGACUUCGCGGCGGUCUUCACCCGCUAUGGGAAGUGCUACACCUUCAAUGCGGGGCAGGACGGGAAGCCCCGGCUCAUCACCAUGAAGGGGGGCACCGGCAACGGCCUGGAGAUCAUGCUGGACAUUCAGCAGGACGAGUACCUGCCAGUGUGGGGGGAAACAGAUGAGACCUCGUUCGAAGCCGGGAUCAAGGUGCAGAUCCACAGCCAGGACGAGCCCCCGCUGAUCGACCAGCUGGGCUUCGGGGUGGCUCCCGGCUUCCAGACCUUCGUGUCCUGCCAGGAGCAGCGGCUCAUCUACCUGCCGCCUCCCUGGGGUGACUGCAAGGCCGUGGCGGGCGACUCGGAGUUUUACGACACCUAUAGCAUCACCGCUUGCCGCAUCGACUGCGAGACCCGUUACCUGGUGGAGAACUGCAACUGCCGCAUGGUGCACAUGCCAGGCGAUGCCCCUUACUGCACACCGGAGCAGUACAAGGAGUGUGCGGAUCCGGCCUUAGAUUUCCUGGUGGAGAAGGACAACGAGUACUGCGUCUGCGAGAUGCCCUGCAACGUGACCCGCUACGGCAAAGAGCUCUCCAUGGUGAAGAUCCCCAGCAAGGCCUCCGCCAAGUACCUGGCCAAGAAGUACAACAAGUCGGAGCAGUACAUCGGGGAGAACAUCCUGGUGCUGGAUAUCUUCUUUGAAGCCCUGAACUAUGAGACGAUCGAGCAGAAGAAGGCGUACGAGGUGGCUGGCUUGCUGGGUGACAUUGGAGGGCAGAUGGGGCUGUUCAUUGGGGCCAGUAUCCUCACAGUACUGGAGCUGUUCGACUACGCCUACGAGGUGAUAAAGCACCGGCUGUGCCGGCGGGGCAAGUGCCGCAAGAACCAUAAGAGGAACAACACGGACAAGGGCGUUGCACUCAGCAUGGACGACGUGAAACGCCAUAAUCCCUGUGAAAGCAUACGGGGCCACCCGGCAGGCAUGACGUACGCAGCCAACAUCCUACCUCAUCACCCGGCCCGGGGCACCUUUGAGGACUUCACCUGCUAACCGACAUCUGGAUGUACAACCUGAGCUACCAAAGCCCUCCGGAGAGCUGCCCUUCUCCCUGUGAGCGCCAGCGGAGAGACACAUCUAGGGGACCUUGCUCCUCACCACGGUGGGACACAGACAAGAGCGACGGCCUCGGAUUUCGGGGCAGGCGGUCGGGUCGGGUCAUGCUCGAACCCCGCGCGCAGCCCCCGCGGCAGCUGCUCCGCGCCUGCCCCGCUAGUUCAGAGACUUGAGGACGCUCCAGCCCGGCCAUCCUCGCGGUGCGGGGAGCGACACGCACAGCGGGCUGGGGCACGGGCCUGCCCCGUCUCCUCCCCUCGGCUCCCCUCGGCCUUUUUAACUAGAAACCCAGAAGCCAAGAAGAAGCAGCCGUUUGGCCGCAGAGUCUCCAUCCACAGCCCUGUCCGUCUGUCCGUCCAUCGUCUCCAUGCCCAUCCUGCUCCAACGCCUUGGCCGGCGCUUGCUGGGAUCCCCGUGCCCGGCAGGAGGGAUCAUCGAGGAGCCCCACGGCAUGGCCGGCAGGCACGGCGGCGGGUUCGGCAGUCCCAGGAGAGCCUCUCUGUCCCCUGGGACCGUGGUGGCCCGCAGCCCACCCUCGCCUGAGCACUCCUGGCCACUCCAUGCACAUGAAGACGGGGCACCUCCACCUCUCCAAAACGUCUUCCUCGGCACCCUGCCCCAGGGACGGCGGUGCCCGGCCACCGAGCUCGCUGGCCGGCCGUGAGCACCAGAGGGGACUCGGCCGGGGGGGUGCCUCCUCAGCACUGAAGACCCCGCCGCCCGGGCACUCUCCCUCGGCCGCGUCGGGUCGGGCGACAGCGUGGUCUCCCUGCCCGUCUCUCCUGGGCUCCCCGCGGCCUGGCCAGCACCACCCUGCCCUGCAUUCCCUCCUGUCCCCAAGGAACCUGGGGCUACCCCAUGCGGCCCCCGAAAACAGCCAUCCUCGGGGAGAAAGACGGAAGGAAAACUCCUGGCCCCCACUUCGGCCGCAGCCACCAGCCCGGCUCGGCCAGGGGCAUCACGAGGGACAGCCCCUUGGCACCGCUUUGGCCAGGCAGGCGUAGGAGCCCCAACACCAAAAGGGUUCAUAAAUUGAGGGAUACCCCAUGGCACAGGGUGCUCGGGGUCCACGGGACCGCAGGCUCCCACCCCGCUGAACCCCCCCCCGCCCCGGACAGCAGCCGCCCCCGGGCACCGCGAGCCCUGGGCAUCUUCGGGGCAUCUGCUGGCUCGCUGCCCCGGGACCGCCGCUGCUCCUCGCAUCCCUGCCCUCUUGCCGGCACGCAGAGACCUGCCCUGGCAGCCGGGGUCCGGCCGUCCAGCCGAGUCUCUGCUCCCCGGGCCCGCAAGCGCACCGCCGUUUCGCUCUCGGGUCGGUGGAAAUUGGCCUCCCCCAGCCCCUGCCAGCCCCCAGGCCCCACACAUCAAGCAAGAGCCCUCCCAGGGCUGAAGUGCUACUUAUCUUUAAGAGCUUUUGCAAUAAGUCUUUUUAGUAAUUAUUAUUUCUAAACCGCAGAUUUGUUUUUAUUAUUGUCAUUAUUAUUAUUUGCUUCCUGACCAAAAUUAGGAACUGGGGGUCAGUCCUUUGUAUCCAGCGAUUGCCCAAAGAUGACGGGUCGGCCACAUCCAUAAAUUUUCUUAUGGAUUUUUCCUAAUGUUUCAUUGCGUUUCAUUUAUUUAUUUUCUUUCCUUCUCUUUCCCAUUAAAGCUUUUAAAGAUGGGGCUGGGAUUUGACCUUGACGCUCACCUGUUGAAGCAUAUACUUUUUUGUUUGUUUCUAUUAUGUCAUCUGCAUUUUAUAUUUCUUAUAUAUAAUAUAUAUGACUAUAUAUAUAUGUGUACAUAUAUAUAUAUAUCUCUAUAUAUGCAUCAUACCAGUGUAGAUACCCAUCUAGUAGCAUUUAGGCCUUGUUCUUGUGCCAUUUUUUUUUUUUCCGUUACUGAUCUCUGAAUGCCUUCAAGUGUAUAAAGUGUUGAAUUCUCUCUGGUAUCUGUACUAUGUACACACAUUUUCAUAGGAAGCACAAUGACAGAUGCAUUGUACAUCAAUACCUGCUACUCUUAACGAUGAUAUAAAGAAUGAUAUAACUCAUGAA
Harpia harpyja (harpy eagle) is the source of this 6159-nucleotide messenger RNA. It is a transcript of the gene ASIC1, whose product is annotated as acid sensing ion channel subunit 1. Gene Ontology annotation, biological process: sodium ion transmembrane transport. The transcript has 10 exons. Bases 1811 to 4060 code for a protein of 749 amino acids. The record is from RefSeq and is a predicted model, not a curated record. Gene Ontology annotation, cellular component: membrane. Lineage: Eukaryota; Metazoa; Chordata; Aves; Accipitriformes; Accipitridae.